Messenger RNA from Closterium sp. Naga37s-1, 2874 nucleotides. Lineage: Eukaryota; Viridiplantae; Streptophyta; Zygnematophyceae; Desmidiales; Closteriaceae. The record is from the annotation of a GenBank genome assembly.
AUGGGGAUUACCAAAUCCCGUCCCCUUUACACUCUCCCCCUCUCCAAUCCGCCCUAUCAGUCCCUUUGUGCAGAGUGGGCCCAACAGUCAUUUCAAGCAAAGGAAGGGGGUCCUAUACCUGGUGGAGUGGAGACUCACGCCGUCACAGUGGUGGUUGGGGAGACAGGCAGUGGCAAGGCCACUCAGAUCCCGCAGAUGGUGGCAAGCAGAGUGGCGGAGGAGAUGGGGGUGGCUUUGGGGGAGAGAGUGGGCUACAGCAUCCGCUUUGAGAACGUCACCACGCAGGGAGUGACUCAGAUCAAGUUUCUCACAGAUGGGGUGCUGCUGCGGGAGAUGAUGGAGGACCCGCUGCUCUCCAGAUACAGUGUGAUCAUGGUGGACGAGGCGCAUGAGCGCAGCCUGGCAACGGACAUUCUCCUGGGCCUCCUCAAGGUGAUGCGGCGGCGUCCUGACCUCCGAUUGGUCAUCUCAUCUGCCACGCUGGCAGCUGAUGACGUGGCAGCCUUCUUUGACACCAGCCACGAGAAGCCCAAGCCCUUGUCGUCACAAGGCCUUAACACCCUUCCCAGCCGCAAGCCAGCUAUCAUUUCAGUGGAAGGCCGGAGUCACCCGGUGCAGCUGCUGUACCUUGAAGAACCCACAUCGGACUACCUGCAGACAGCACUUGACACCGUGCUCGCCAUUCACUGCCAGGAGCCUCCAGGAGACAUACUUGUGUUCUUAACGGGACAGGAGGAGGUGGACACGUUGGUGCAGCUUAUAGCGGAGCAGAGCAACAGCUACACUCCCUCGUCCGAGAAACUAAGAGGCCUCCAGGCGUUUCCUCUCUAUGCUGGUCUACCAGCCGGUGAUGUUGAGGCAGCAUUUGCGCCCACCCUGCGGGGGAGGAGGAAGGUGCUGGUGGCGACCAACAUUGCCGAGACGUCUCUCACCAUCGAGGGCAUAGUGUACGUGGUUGACUGUGGCUUUGUCAAGCAACGGUUCUUCGACCCUGUAUCAAACGUGGAUGCGCUACUGCUAGUGCCCGUGUCACGAGCAUCAGCACAGCAGAGGGCAGGCAGGGCAGGGCGAGUGAGGCCGGGGAAAUGCUACAGACUGUACACAGAGCACAGCUACUUGACAGAUCUUGCCGCCCACACAAUCCCGGAGAUCCAGCGAUCAGAUCUCACAGCAACAGUGCUGCAGCUCAAGUCGCUCGGCAUCGACAACAUCAUGCGAUUCGAUUGGCUCUCGCCGCCCGCGCCGUCCGCCAUGAUCCGCGCACUAGAGACGCUCUUUGCCGUCCGGGCGCUGGAUAUGGACGGCAGACUGACCAAGCCUGUUGGAGUCCAGCUGGCAGAGUUUCCUCUGGACCCUCUGAUUGCCUUCAUGCUGCUUGUAUCGGCCAAUGCACCUGGCACCACCGCUGAUGGUGCUACUGGUACUGCGAUGAAGAGUGGAGGGGGUGGAGGUGGCGUGGGUGGGGGGAAGGAGGAGGAUGAUGAGGAGGAGGAAGACAGAGAUGGGGAGGACGCUGAUGGUUGUUCCGAGGAGAUGUGUACAGUUGCUGCGUCACUGUGUGUGCAGUCAGUGUGGGUGGGCAGCAGCGGCAGGCAGAGGGAGUCAGACAGACUCAAAGAGCGAUUCGCUGCUGCAGAGGCCGGCCAGACACAUAACUCAGUUGACCUCACUGCAACGCCAACCCCUUCCUCACUGCAACGCCAACCCCUUCCUCACUGCAACGCCAACCCCUUCCUCACUGCAACGCCAACCCCUUCCUCACUGCAACGCCAACCCCUUCCUCACUGCAACGCCAACCCCUUCCUCACUGCAACGCCAACCCCUUCCUCACUGCAACGCCAACCCCUUCCUCACUGCAACGCCAACCCCUUCCUCACUGCAACGCCAACCCCUUCCUCACUGCAACGCCAACCCCUUCUCACUGCAACGCCAACCCCUUCCUCACUGCAACGCCAACCCCUUCCUCACUGCAACGCCAACCCCUUCCUCACUGCAACGCCAACCCCUUCCUCACUGCAACGCCAACCCCUUCCUCACUGCAACGCCAACCCCUUCCUCACUGCAACGCCAACCCCUUCCUCACUGCAACGCCAACCCCUUCCUCACUGCAACGCCAACCCCUUCCUCUGUGUUUUGCAACGCCAACCCCUUCCUCUGUGUUCUGCAACGCCAACCCCUUCCUCUGUGUUCUGUGCGUUCGAUGCUCUCUCUCUUCUCCCUUGUCUCUCCCACCAGGGCGACUUUGUCUCCUAUCUGAACGUGUAUGAGGGCUUCACUCGCAGGCGACUUUGUCUCCUACCUGAACGUGGCGACUUUGUCUCCUACCUGAACGUGUAUGAGGGCUUCACUCGCAGUGGCCGGUCGCCCAAGUGGUGCCACGCCAACGGCAUCAACUACCAGGCCAUGCUGCGAGUGGACGAUGUGAGGGGGCGGCUGAGGAGGGGCCUCAGGCGCUUUUCAAAUCUGCCUCCUCACCCCUCCCCACCCCUUCUCGCCCAUCCUCACUCCUCCCUACCCCUCCCCGCCCCCACAUCUCAGCUGCGAGUGGACGAUGUGAGGGGGCAGCUGCGGAAAGGGCUAAGGCGCCUGGGGCUGAAGCUGCUGUCAUGCAGAGGUGACGUCAUGUCCCCCUACCUGUCCCUCCUCUUCCCCAUUUCCGUUGCUUGCCUUCCCACCCACACCCACCCACAACCCCACCACACCCCCUCCAACCCCGCACCACCCCUGAUUCCACCAGCUGCUCCAGCAGGCAGCAGUGCCAUCUUUUAUCACUUCUCGUCACCCACCAAUAUUUUGUUCCACUCUCCCCUCUGCCAACCCCUACUCCUCUCCACCAGCUGCUCCAACGGGCAGCGGCGGCCUCUCUCUUCGUGA